Molecule: messenger RNA, 2781 nt
Organism: Moesziomyces aphidis
Lineage: Eukaryota; Fungi; Basidiomycota; Ustilaginomycetes; Ustilaginales; Ustilaginaceae
Source: the annotation of a GenBank genome assembly
AUGGCGCAACCAACUGUCGAGCUCUUCAGCACUUCGAUCCUCUCCAACGUCAAGGUGCGCACGCGCCACGAGCGCUUCACCUCGGUGCUUGCCAUCAAGAAGAUCGCCUACGUCUACCACGAUCUCGCCUCCGAUGAUGAUGCCAAAAGCAGAUGGCGACGCAAGGCCAAGGAUCCACAACUCCCCGGCAUCUUGGUGAACAACGAAUGGGUCGGCUCCUACGACGACUUUGAAGAGGCCGUCGAGUUUGGCGAGCUCGAGCUCUUUCUUGGAGUAGCCGCGACUCAGCCAGCACUCACCGCCGAACCCCACCCGGCGCAGUCAGCAGUGAGCUCGAAAGAUCCCAGCCUAUACCCAACCUUGCCGUAUGCUGCCGAGGGCGCUGGACGCUGGAAAGAGCCCGAUGCGGACCAGUUUAUCGAUUCGCUCAACAUCGACGAGCAGGAUAUCGACGAUGCAGACGUCGAUGCGAUGCUCGCCGACAUCGGCAAGCUUUCCGUCCAGCCAUCUUCGACCGCAGAGAAAAAGUAUCAACCUUCCCAAGAGGCAGCCGUCAAGCCGCUGCGUCUGGCCAAGAUGGGUCCCAAAACUUGGCACCAGCGCAUGCCCUCCGGCUCUCCCAGCCCGGCCAGCAGCAACGGCACGCGAGCUUCGCCUAUGGCGCGCUACUCGGCCACCCAGCGAUCGACAAGAGCACUCGCCGCCGAAGCGGCUGCACUCACAUCCAACCGAAAGACCUCGGGUGCCUUGCUGCGCGACGCCGUCUCGCAGGGCAAGACGCUCGACGACGCCAUGGAAGAGAGCAGGAUGAAACACAUCGUCAGCCAGGACAACAUCGACGACCUGUUCGCUUCGCUGGGCCUUAGCAACGUCGACAUUGGCGAUGACGAGGUCGACCAGUUCUUGGACCAGGGCGCCAUCCCGCAGGGCCUCCGUCUUGGUGGUGAUCGCGUGCACAAGCCGAGCUCGGCAGCCGACAAGGCCCGAGACGAGGCGGUGGCAAGAGAUCUCGCCCAAAGGGCCAAGCAAAAGGGCCAUGGAUCGGCUCGCUCCAGCUUGCUCAAGGCCAGUAGCGACUCUUCUCCUCCGACCAGAGCGGCCGUCAAGGCGACCGAGGCAACGUCAUCCGCCCCUGCUACAGAAUCAUCUUCACAGCUCCCUGCCUCGACAGAAGACGAGGUCGAGAGUGCUGCAGCAGCAUCCAAGGUCGACUUGCUGCAGGAAGCACCGGUCUCGGCGCCAAAAGAAGAGGUCGAGGGCUCUUCGCCGUCGAAGCCCGAGCACGAAUCAGCGCCGAGGACGGCAGCGGCAGCUUCGCUCUCUGAAGCGCCCCUCGUGUCAGACGAGCAAGAGCAUACACCCGCAUCCGCGUCUGUAGAUGAAGCGGAACCGAGCACGCAGGCUCCCGAAAGCGAGACGGACGAUGCGGCGCAAGCAGCAGCGCCAAUAGCCCCGACGGACGCAGCAGAGGCGCUGGAGUCCGCGGCGCCCGUCGAACCAGUCGAGUUAGUCGAGGCCGUGGAGACAGAAGAGGCGUCUGAGCCAGCCAAAGCCGUCGAGGCAGCGGUGUCCGUAGAGGCAGCAGAAGCAAGGCAUUCAUCAGAAGCAGUCGAGGCAUCGGCAGCUGCUGCCGAAAGCUCGAGCGAUGCGAUCGAGCACACUCGCAGCGAAGAUGUCGGAUCUUCCGACACUAACGAUGCACAAAAAGCUUCCGCUCCUCCAGCAUCGCAGGAUACCGAGGCUUCCGUGCAGGCAAUCUUGACGCGUGCAAGCCUGGAAGAGCCUUCUGAGGAGCAAUCCAAGGCCGCACCAGCUCCUCCCUCCGCUCAUAGCCAAGACGCAGAUGUCGCACCGUCGCACGAUCAGCUCGAGCCAUCAGCCAGUUCGGCAUCCAUCCCGAGCGAUUCGCACGCAGCAUCGGAGGACGUCGCCAAGGCCAAGGUGCCCGAUGCGGCCACCGAGGCGGCAGUGCCGGUCAAGAUGCCAGAGAUUCCCACGCGAGCCGACAGCCAGCCAGGCGCAUCAAAGGUCGACACCGGCGCGCCGGCUGGAGCCGACGACGAGCUCCAGCUGGAAUUGGCAAACGCAGCGAUGAUCGCUUCGCGCUACGAAGAGCACCGCUCCGAGGCUCUUGAUCCCGUCGCCGCCUCCGCCGAUGCCGAGCAAGAGCCCGUCGAGGAACUCACUUCCGUGUCGGCGCCUCAGCAGACCACCUCGUCGGAGGAUGCCGCCGCCAAGGUGCCCGCCACGACCUCUUACACGUUGGCACAGAGUCCCGGAUCGGCCGACACGCACGCAAGCAUCUCGGACGUCGCUUCCAGUAGCCGCUCGAGCGCUGCAACAAAGCACGGAUCGCGCCAGGCUUCCUCGAGCUCAUCCGUCGGCGCAUCCUCGUCAUCUCGACGCGCAUUCGACGUCUCGAGGCCGAUUGUCCCAACAAAUGGGCCGCAACCGCUUCCGCGCUCGUCGAGCUCCGAGCUGUCGACCUCGCCCGACGCCAAGAAGAAGCGCACCGGCCUACGCGGCUUCAGCCUUGGCAGAGCGGACAAGGAGAGUGACUCGGCGAGCCGAGGGCGUUCAGCAUCGGGUCCCGCCAAGACGGUGGCUUCCUCGCGACACGAACGCACCAUUUCGCAAAUCCUGCGCGAAGCCGAUGCUGUGCUGCAGAUGGACGACGACGAGGACGGCUCGAAUGCAGGCGCCGGCGAAGACGACGUCGACGACCCGGCCAUCUUUGGCAGCUCCAGCGGCGACAGCAGUGCGCGGCGUGGCGCCUUGUGA